This is a messenger RNA of Drosophila takahashii, 211 nucleotides long. It is a transcript of the gene Mtkl, whose product is annotated as Mtk-like. The record is from RefSeq and is a predicted model, not a curated record. Lineage: Eukaryota; Metazoa; Arthropoda; Insecta; Diptera; Drosophilidae.
AUGAAAAAUCUUCAGUUUACGCUGUUCUUAGUCAUAUAUUUGACUAUUUUCGAAAAAUUUCUCUGCGAGGCAAGAGUUUGGAGGCCGCCACCACCACCAGGACGAAAUCCCUUUGAUUUCAACCCCUCACCAUUCAAUCCAAGCAAAGGCUAACUAAGGACUAAUAAUAAUAAAAUAAUGGAAGAAAAAUAAAACCAGUUUUUUAUUACAA